Trichomonas vaginalis G3 is the source of this 834-nucleotide messenger RNA. RefSeq lists its product as uncharacterized. NCBI's taxonomy places the organism in Eukaryota, Parabasalia, Trichomonadida, Trichomonadidae. Gene Ontology annotation, cellular component: nucleus; lysosome; Gtr1-Gtr2 GTPase complex. Gene Ontology annotation, biological process: positive regulation of TOR signaling; cellular response to amino acid stimulus; regulation of autophagy. Bases 1 to 834 code for a protein of 277 amino acids. The record is from RefSeq and is a predicted model, not a curated record. Gene Ontology annotation, molecular function: GTP binding; GTPase activity. The transcript has a single exon.
AUGUAUCGCUUUGUUCUUGUUGGCCAACAAGGGGUUGGUAAAUCAUCAAUAUUUAGCAGACUAUCACCACAAUCAUCUCCAUCGUUAGCUUUAGGUUCAAAUCAAUCUGUUCCUAUUCCACCAGCAUUAUUCUCAGUUGUAACUCUUGAUUUCCCUUCAACUAAUUUUACUUCAUCAACGUCAUUAGAUAACCUUCCACAAGUCUUAUCAACAGCCCAUGCUAUACUUUUUAUUAUGUCAGAUCCUGAAGAUCCAAAUCUUAAUGAUCUGAUUUCUCUUCUAACCAAAUACAAUUUAAACCAAAAAAGAUAUGUAUUCCUACACCAAGUUGAUAAAUUUGAUAAAGAAAGUUAUCCAUAUUUAUUAGAAAAAGCGAAGCAAAAUGCAAGUAGAAAUGGUAUAGAUGAAUCUCAUUUCUUUGAAACAUCUUUGUUUGAUGGUAGUAUUAAUAGGACAAUUCCAAAGAUAGUUACGAGUUUAAUGCUUCAUUAUUCUGAAUUAGAAAAUUACAUCGCAAAACUCCACAAGUCAUGUAAUGCUACUUGCGUUAUUAUAUGCGAUGCCGCUACAUACCUUCCGAUUUGUAAUUCCAUGCCAAAUCAACCAGAACAACCAACAUCGAUAUUCGAAUUUAUACUAAAGGUAUAUCCAAAAGGAAACAAACUUACAUCAGUAAUAUUCGAAUGUAAUAAUUCUGUUGUAGUAUUUAAGCCAAUUAAUGAUAAAGCAGGUAUUUUUAUUACUUCUUCUGCAGAUGGAGUUACAACAGAUGGGAUACAAUUUAAUAUUAAUCAUGCGCUUCCAACAUUAAGGAAAUUAAUUUCUAUCGAAUAA